Messenger RNA from Dunckerocampus dactyliophorus (ringed pipefish), 3488 nucleotides. RefSeq names its product MYCL proto-oncogene, bHLH transcription factor b (gene myclb). Gene Ontology annotation, biological process: regulation of transcription by RNA polymerase II. NCBI's taxonomy places the organism in Eukaryota, Metazoa, Chordata, Actinopteri, Syngnathiformes, Syngnathidae. The record is from RefSeq and is a predicted model, not a curated record. Bases 307 to 1725 code for a protein of 472 amino acids. The transcript has 3 exons. Gene Ontology annotation, molecular function: RNA polymerase II cis-regulatory region sequence-specific DNA binding; DNA-binding transcription factor activity, RNA polymerase II-specific; protein dimerization activity.
GAUCAUAUAGCGCGCUAGUCUGCCAAAGAAAGUGAACACAGCCGGAGCUUGUGCGGUGUUUUCUAGCGGUGCAACUGCGGCAAGUUUUCACACCAGUUAUAGCGGACUGUUUACAACGCAGGAAAAAAAAUAAGAAGAAGCGACGAAUCAGCGCCACAUGCUCCCUCCCCCAUCCCGUUUGAAGCUCAUUGCGGCUGCUUUAAUCUCACUCAUUUUGCACACGAAGGAUCUAUGAAGGAGCACGCAUCUUUUUCAACCUGCACGCCAGACAGAGGGAACAAGGAGUGACCAACCCCCGUUGCCCCCAUGCCGGGCAUAAGCUCCUCUGCUGCGUCUCAUUAUGACAACUGGGACAUGGACCACCUGGACCACUACCAACAUUAUUUCUAUGACGACCACAACCCUGAUGAGGAUUUUUUCAAGUCCACAGCGCCCAGUGAGGACAUAUGGAAGAAAUUCGAGCUGGUGCCGACCCCGCCCAUGUCCCCUAUCCGGGCGGUGGAAGGGUCAGGCAGGUUGGUGUGUCCAACUCUCGGGGACAAACUGGAGUGGGUGUCACAGUUUUUGGGGCAGGAGGAUGAACAACAACAACAACAACAACAACAACAGCAGCAGGACCUGCCCUGCAAAGUGACCCCGGCCAGCGACUCCAUUGGGAACCUAAGCUCCAUCAUCAUCCAGGACUGCAUGUGGAGCUGCUUCUCUGCUGGCCAGCAGCUGGAGAGAGUUGUAGGGGAGCGCUGUCUCUCCUGCCCCACGAGGGGGGCGGCUGCCAAGGUUGGGUCCACCGGGGCGUCACCGGGGAGGGUGCAGGGUGUCCCUGCUGAUGCGCCGGCUCUCAGCUGUCUUGCAGCGGAUUGUGUGGACCCGGCUGCCGUGCUCACCUUCCCUUUGAAUACCUGCAAGAAGCAAGUGUCCUCUGGGUCCGAGUCUCACACAGACUCAUCAGAUGAUGAGGAUGACCAAGAUGACGAGGAAGAGGAGAUCGAUGUGGUGACGGUGGAGCACAAGCAGCAACAGCGCAAACCCCGCCGACUGGUCAACGCUCGCAAACCGGUGACCAUCACAGUGAGAGCGGACCCCCUGGACCCCGGCAUGAAGCGUUUCCACAUAUCCAUCCAUCAACAGCAGCACAACUAUGCCGCCCCCUCCCCGGACACCCUUCCGCCGGCGGUGGAGCCGCCCCGUAAGAGAGUCCGCCAAGAGGCCUCUACACAUGCGCUCCACCUUCAGAGCCAGAACUGCCACCAGCCUCGGCUUGGCCACGCCCCCUUGAAUUUGGACAGCAGACGGUCUCAAGUGACUGUGGCCGAGUCGCCCAACCUCAAUGCCUCCUCACCUACCUCCUCCGCAUCGCCUUCUUCUCCUCCUUGCUCCUCCUCCUCCUCAUCCUCCUCUUCAUCGCCCCACUCAAAACCCCACCACCUCCCGCACCUUUCCAGCCCCCAGUCCUCCGACUGCGAGGACACGGACAGGCGCAAAGCUCACAAUUUCCUGGAACGCAAGCGACGCAAUGACCUGCGCUCGCGCUUCCUGUCGCUGCGGGAUGAGAUCCCGGGCUUGGCGGACUGCCCCAAGACGCCCAAGGUGGCAAUCCUGACGCGGGCCACAGAGUACCUGCAGCAGCUGCACGCCAGCGAGAGGCAGAAGGUUCAGGAGAGGAAGCAGCUGAAGACCAAGCAGCUGCAGCUGCUGCAGAGGCUGGCGCAGCUCAAACGAUCCUGAGCAUGGACGGCCUCAGAGCUGAACAGGACUAAAUGAAGGACAAUAAGAUCACGUUGGAAAUGCGCGGGUGGAUUUUUCUUUUUUUGGGGGGCGGGUCGUAUUUUUGUGGUUUGCACAUUUUAGCUUCUGAGUCAGGCCGUAAGCCAGUCCAAACAACAAGCUUUCAGACUGAUGUGUCCUUGGUUAUCACUAUAAGUUGAUAUUUUGUCCCCCUGCUAAUUAAAUGUUACAGCAAAUUGACACUGAUCAAGUGCUGCAUGGUGGGGCUCUGUGUGAUGUCUAUCAGACGGAAAGGUCCCCUGAAGAAUCAGCUUCUUUCUUGCUUACAUCAGACCUUUUUUUUUUUUUUCUCAAUUUUGUGCCAUUCUCCACACACACCUCACAAACGGGUGACCAUUUGUAGUUCCAAUUAAGUGCAACUUAUUUCUUUUUUCCCUCUAUUUGCAGCAGCAUUGCGCUCACAGAAACGGCCUGAUUUGUAGCAAGGUAACAAUGUAAGCUCCCGUUCAGAUGUCAUGUGUUUUGUUUUUUUUCCCAACUAGAUUGUAAAAAAAAAAAAAUAAAUAUUGUGCCAUGAAGACCAGCCAAAAGUUGAAUGUCCGCUUCAGUAUAUCAACCAAAUCUCUAGAGAAUGGCUUAAAUUUCAUUUUUUGAUGCCAACUGUUUAAAAUGAAGCCCCUGUAUAGCUCUCAUCUUGCUAUCUAAUUAUUAUAUUUGUAAAUGUUAAUUUUCAUUGGCUGUGAAUGCCAAUAUAAGAAGCCUUUCAAUAUUGGCUGUUGUGUACAUAGUGCCCGUUUCUGUACAGUCCCUUCCAAACCAAAACCAGAGCUGAGUACUAUACGCAUCCUAGUUUUUGUUUUCUUCUUCAGCCUUGCGUCUUAAAGCUUAUUGGCUUUUCAGAGAUAACUCAAAGCUUCUAUUUUUGUUAAUAAAAAAAUAAAACACUGAGUGAACAUUAAUAACACGGGACAACUUCUGUCACAUUUUCUUCAGCAAUGCCUCCUUGUUUGUGUCUUCUGUGUCUUGGCUCUUUUUUUUUUAAUUUGUAAAAGUCACAUGACAAAGUUUUAUACUAUAUUUUCCUACAAAGCUGUGUUCAGUGUGAGCUUGAUUUGUUUAAGUAGCUGAUGGGGAUUUGCUGGUGGUUCUGUGCUGAAAAUUGACGUCUGGAAAAAGAAAAAUCUGGAGCUGUAGCAUUUUCUUAGGUGAGGAUGGAUGCUAGGAACCAAGGGUGCGGUAUUACUGACUGUACUUUUACUGCUUUUGUGUUGUUUUUAUGCAAGCUUGGUGCUGCUCCCCGUAGUCCAGAAGCCAUAAAACACAGAUGUUCUUCACUUUUGUGCUGUAAAACAUUCAAAGUAGUUUGUCCAGCCUUUGCCAGCACUCAGGAAUAGUUUUUCGCUUGUAUGCCGCUGUAUGUAACAACCUCAGGAGCCCCCGUUCCCCAGGAGAUCAUCAGAUCAGAGGCAUGGUGAUCAAUGUUCCCACCUUUCCCGCAUCCUUCCUCUGCAUUAGCCGUGGUAAUCUCUGUUAAUGAAUUCAGCACCAACCACCAGUUUCCCUUAUUUUCUUUUCUUUUUUCUUUUUUUUUUUUUUUUUUAAUAUUUGAGUUGUAUUGGUUGCCUGAUGUGGACGUUGCAUAUACUUGUGCAGUUCUACUAUGGUGAUUAUUGGAGCCUUGUCUCAGCACUUUUUUUCUGUACCUCAUAAGCCUAUAUGUAUGAAGAGUAAGUCGGAAUAAAUUGAAAUUGUUUGACAUCACU